GUUCUUUCUCACCCCGGAAAUAUUUUGCAUCUUUGCACUAACGCAGCUAAUAAAAAACAAAAGCGACGAUUCCGUGAAAUCUCACAAACAUUGCCCCACAUUGGGAAACUUUACGUUUUGCCUCAAUAUUUAUACCUGAUUUUCACAAUUAUUAAAUAAUUUGGAGUCGUAGGCUCGUCGCUAGCUAGCUAGUUAGCUGUGAUGGCAGCGCCUAUUGCUCCAUUGAAUUGCGCUCCUGCUUUAAGUCACAAGCAACGAAAGGCUGCCUCCAGGAAAGAAAGAAGAAAGCGCAAACGACAAGCAAUCGCCCGAACCAGAGAAUGUGCGGCACAAAGUGGAACCGUUGUUGAUCCCUCAGAGGAAAAGGAGGAAGUAGAUGAUGAGGAUGCCAGUAUGUUUGAUGAGGAAAGGCAACGGCUCCAUGAAGAGUGGCUUGAGCGAGAGCGGCAUGCACAAGAAGAAUUUCGUCUGAGGUCUGAGAGGGAGGAAGCUGCAAGGAAACGGAGAGAGGAUGAUGAGCGGAAGAUAAAGGAGGAAUGGGAGGCACAGCAGAAGAAAGACGAAGAAGAAAAAGAGCAGAAGCAGCAGGAGAAGCGAGACAGAGAGGAGGCUGUUCAGAAAAUGUUGGAUGAAGCAGAAAAUCAGCUAACUAAUGGAGGUCCGUGGAUGAAUCCCGAAGCACCGGUAACAGCGAAAUCUGAAAAUUAUGGUACAGAGCGGGAUGUCGCCAACUGCCCUUUCUUCCUCAAAACUGGAUCGUGUCGAUUUGGAGACAGAUGUUCUCGGAAACACGUUUACCCGUCGAGCAGCCCCACUCUGAUGGUCCGCGCUAUGUUCAUAACAUACGGCAUGGAACAGUCUCUCCGCGACGACUACGACGGGGAUGCUUCUCUGGAGCACAGUGAGGAAGAUCUGCACGAGUCCUUUGUCGAAUUCUACCAUGAUGUUCUACCAGAGUUUAGGACCAUUGGCAAGGUGGUCCAGUUUAAGGUCAGCUGCAACUAUGAGCCACACUUGCGAGGGAAUGUUUACAUCCAGUUUGACACUGAGGAGCAGUGCAGAGAAGCCUAUAUCAAAUUUAACGGAAGGUGGUACGCCGGCAAGCAGCUUCAGUGUGACAUCUGUCCUGUUACACGGUGGAAGAAUGCCAUUUGUGGGCUGUUUGACAGAAAGAAGUGCCCCAAAGGGAAACACUGCAAUUUCCUGCAUGUAUUUCGAAACCCUGGCAAUGAAUUCUGGGAGGCCGACAGGGACCUUCACAUUUCACCAGAUCGCAGCAUCAAGGGCAGUCACUCGGAGCGAUACUCGGAAAGACACACGGAGAGACGAAGCGACAGAUCGUGGAGGAGUUACCGGAGCAGAAGCCCACAGAGAUCGGAGAGAUCCUACGGCAGACGAGAAGAUGACCGACGCAGUGAGAGGAGUCGGGAUAGGAGAACGUCCUGGCACCAAAGAGACGACAGAAGACGCCCCUUUGGCUCAGCGCGUUAUGACAAGGGUAGGGACAGGUACCGAAGUAAAAGCAGAAGCAGAGAGACAUCCAGGAGCAGAAGUCGAGACCGGAAAAGGAGUCAAGAUAGACAUCGGAACAAAAGUGAAGAGAAAGACAGAAACGGAGAUGUGGUAAAAGAUGUCGAAAGAAACAAAUCAAGUAGAGCAAAGAGCAAAGAUCACAGCCCGGAGGCUGAAGAUGAAAAUCAAAGUGUUCUCGAUGAGGACGACAAAACACGUCGGCACCACAAGCGCUCGAAAAAGAGUAAGAAGAAAAGCAAGAAGAAGCACAAGAAGCGGAGCCGUUCACCUGAAGCGAUGACUUCAUCGCAAGAGUCAGAGGAAGAGACUGUGGACAAACACUCGGUAAAAAGUCCAAGUGGAGAAAAAGCAGAACUCCUUCAGAACAAAGAUGACUUGAAUGUAUGUCCAAGCACUGAAAUAGAAAAAUGUUCCAUAACACAAGUUGACGAGCCCACACUCAGUUCUUCUUAGUGGCUUUUACAAUUGAAACUUUCAUCUGGUUAAUUAUGGAAAGACGUAUCCUCGUUAAACUGCGAGGAAAAAGUAAAAAAAAAAUUCCGGUUUGAAGACAUUUAUUGUUGAAUACUGUCAAAUAUAAAUGUCAAUACGAUGGCGAAUACAAAAUGGUUUAUUUUGCAGAUAUGAAAGAAAUUUUACAUUCUGAAUGAAUGCUGAAGUUUUAGAAUAAACACCAUUUGGCUGCA
Syngnathus typhle (broad-nosed pipefish) is the source of this 2219-nucleotide messenger RNA. It is a transcript of the gene zrsr2, whose product is annotated as zinc finger (CCCH type), RNA-binding motif and serine/arginine rich 2. Gene Ontology annotation, molecular function: pre-mRNA 3'-splice site binding; metal ion binding. Gene Ontology annotation, biological process: mRNA splicing, via spliceosome. The record is from RefSeq and is a predicted model, not a curated record. The transcript is spliced from 11 exons. Gene Ontology annotation, cellular component: spliceosomal complex; U2AF complex. NCBI's taxonomy places the organism in Eukaryota, Metazoa, Chordata, Actinopteri, Syngnathiformes, Syngnathidae. The coding region runs from base 202 to 1986 and encodes 594 amino acids.